Tetranychus urticae (two-spotted spider mite) is the source of this 2189-nucleotide messenger RNA. RefSeq lists its product as uncharacterized. The record is from RefSeq and is a predicted model, not a curated record. Gene Ontology annotation, biological process: extracellular matrix organization. Lineage: Eukaryota; Metazoa; Arthropoda; Arachnida; Trombidiformes; Tetranychidae. Gene Ontology annotation, molecular function: calcium ion binding; heparin binding; extracellular matrix binding. Gene Ontology annotation, cellular component: basement membrane.
UAACCAAGUGCACAAUCAUCAGCAGUCUCCACCUAGUAGCUGCCACUCCGCAGUUCCUCAGACAGAUGAUGAAAAUCAAAGUUUCUUCUUUUUCCAGUUUCUCAACAACUGAAAGUAAAAGUUGCAAUAAUUAAUUUUUAACCCUUGUUCAUUUGCAAUAAAGCUUGUUGUUAACCUGUUGUUUAUGCAUGUGAACGGUAGGCGUAAUGAUUAAUUUUACAAAAAUAGUUUUAAUAAUAACUAUUCAGGUAAUUGGAUUGUCGUCAAUAUCAUUGUCAUCUCCGUUGUCUUCAUCUGUGUCAUCCAAUUGUUCAAUUUUACCGGGAUGUGAAAGUGAAGGUCCACUUUGCUCAUCAGAGGGUAAAACCUACAAAACCAAAUGUGAUCUACUUGUUGAUCUGUGUAAAAGACCUGGUAUCUUAAUUGUUGCUAAAUAUCCUUGUUCUACUUGUUUACUUGAGAGAAGUGCUAAUCUUGCUGUUAAAUUGGAAUCUGACCAUCAAUCAGGCAAAGAGAUUUUAAUUCCCGAAUGUGAUUUAACCAAAGGGUUGUACAAAGCACAACAAUGCCAUAAAGAAACAGGUUAUUGUUGGUGUGUAGAUGUAAAUAAUGGUAAACCAAUAUGGAAAACUUCUGCCAAAGGUGAUAAAGCUUCAACGGAUUGUGAUAUUUUGGCAAGGAAAAUAAAUCGUAAACGAAGACCAAGACGAGAUAAGAAGAAAUGUACAAGAGCCGAGAAAAAUGAGUUGAUUAAAGAUUUAAUUAAUCUUUUCUCGACUGAAUAUGAGAAACAAUUUAAUCAACAAAAAGCAGAUUCACAAACUUUAAUCAAAUAUAAGUUUGCAUCUUUAGAUAUCAACAAGGAUGAACAAAUAAAUCGUCGUGAGAUGAAAGAUCUGAGAGAAUCAGUCAAUAGAAAAGCAGGACAAAACAAUUGUGCUGCCUCAUUUUUUAAAGUUCUGGACAAUAACUCAGAUAAAAAAAUUUCUCUAUCUGAGUGGACUUCAUUCUUUACUAACCAACGACCUGUAAAUGAUCGUUCUGAUAUUGCUGAAUCCCGGAAAGUUCAAGCACGUCCAUCUGAUGUUGCAUUGUGGUCAUCAAAUAUUAGCUCUGUUCAUGGACUGUUACUUUUAAACCAAAAACCUAAGUCAGAAACUCAGGAUAAUAAAGAUGAAGAUACCGAAGACGAAGGUGACUCUGAUGAUAAUGGAUUUAGUAUCGAAUCUAUUGCAUUUAAACCAAACUGCAGUGAAUCAAGACAAAUUGCUUUGAAAAAUUCGGCAAAUUUUUCUCAUUCAAAGACUCUCAUCCCAUCAUGCAAUAACCAAGACUCAUUUCUUUACAAUGAAGUACAAUGUCAUGAACUACCUGGAUUUUGUUUCUGCGUUCGACCCAGCUCAGGUCAAUUAAUUCCUGGUAUAUCUUCAAAGCUUCCUGCUAAACCAGACUGCAGUCAACGUAUGAUACGGAAAAGGUUGUCUAACCCAAGAAAAGGCUGUUUUCCUCAGAAAGCUUUGCGUUUCAAGCAUUUUUUGAUAAAAAAUUUUCGUGAAGAGUAUAAACGUGAAAAUCCAAAUGAUCGAAAUUUUGAAACGUCAACCCUGAUUUCUUGGAAAUUCAAUAAAAUUGACCGAGAUGCCAACCGAUUAAUUGAAACUAGUGAAUGGGCUGGCUUUGAAUUGAGUCUCAAAUCGCUAAUUUCAAGACUACAAAACUUCAGAAGAUGUGCUCGCAAUUUUGUCCAGAGAGACUGUGAUUCCAAUCAAGACGGAAAGAUUGAAUGGAAAGAAUGGAAAUCUUGUAUAUACGCUCCUGACACUCGUCGAGAUACCUCGCAUUCAUCAUUAUCGACCACGACUGCACCAUUGAAAAUGGCUGAACCAUCGACAUCACCAACUUUAGACUCACCCUCACAUUCACCACAAACCAAGCAAAAAUCUCAAAUCGAUGUUCAAAAACGUAAAGGUCGAAAUCCGUUUCUUCCUAUUUUAAAAGGAGAUUAAUAUUUCAUCAUCAAAAUUUAGCAACAACAAAUCGUGGAUUUUAACUUAAAACAAUAAAAAUAUCAAAUACAUUUAUCAUUUUAAUUUGUAAAUAACAAGAUUUUAAUUGUGCCAUAUAACGAAAUACGAUGCUUAUUUCUUAGUAUUAUUCUGCAUUAUUAAAUAUAAUCACUUUUUUUCAAA